Salvia splendens (bonfire salvia) is the source of this 881-nucleotide messenger RNA. RefSeq lists its product as uncharacterized. Lineage: Eukaryota; Viridiplantae; Streptophyta; Magnoliopsida; Lamiales; Lamiaceae. The coding region runs from base 91 to 561 and encodes 156 amino acids. The transcript has a single exon. The record is from RefSeq and is a predicted model, not a curated record.
GUAUUGGAUUUUCAAGGAGUGAGGUGGCAGUUAGAUAUAGAAUGCUUUGGCAUUGGAUAUUCAGCUUCAACUUUGUCAAAUAACCACCACAUGUCCACACCCCGGCCUCCAUUAAUGGCGACAUCUCCAAUCCUCCUCAUCUUCUGCCUCUCUCUCCUCGCCGCUGCCUCAACGACGUCCAAAGCCAUCUCCGCUCACGACGAAUUGAUCAACUACGGCUUCCCCGUCGGCCUUCUCCCCGCCGACAUCGACUCCUACACCCUCAAUCACACCUCCGGCGCUUUCACGGUACUGCUCGGCGAUAAGUGCCGCGUCACGCUGCCUCCGGAUAACUACUUGGCCUCCUAUUCCAAGCGAAUUACUGGUAAGAUCGACGGGAAUCGGAUCGCCGAGCUCGACGGGAUCAGCGUUAGGGCGUUCUUCAAGUGGUGGGGGAUCACUGGAAUCAGAUCCAGUGGCCAGGAUUUGGUGUUCGAGGUUGGUAUGGUCACCGCCAAGUAUCCUUCGAAGAAUUUCGACGUAUCGCCGCCCUGCGAAGGCCUCCGUUCUUCCUCCUCCUAGAGAGAGAUAAUCUAGGUCAUCUCUAACUCUCUCAAUUUUCCUUUAUUGUUCGUAUUAUUGAGUUUCGAUUGAGCAGUUUCUUUUGAUACAGUUUUCUUAUCUUUAGUUAUAUAUGCGUCAGAAGUAGUAGUAUAUUUUAGUCUAUUUUUCCUGCCGUUGCCGCAUCUGUUGUUCACAACGGCUAGCAUGAAUAUUGUUGAUUGUUUUUCAAGUUUUUACUUCGAGCAGCUAUUCAUAACCAUAUGUGUUCGGAGUACUAUGUACUAUACUUUGAGAAAUGAUGAAAAGAUUGAUGUGGCGAUUGCAAAACUUCUUUACUA